Messenger RNA from Fonsecaea erecta, 777 nucleotides. RefSeq lists its product as hypothetical. Bases 1 to 777 code for a protein of 258 amino acids. NCBI's taxonomy places the organism in Eukaryota, Fungi, Ascomycota, Eurotiomycetes, Chaetothyriales, Herpotrichiellaceae. Gene Ontology annotation, cellular component: mitochondrion; cytoplasm. Gene Ontology annotation, molecular function: AMP kinase activity; ATP binding. The record is from RefSeq and is a predicted model, not a curated record. The transcript is spliced from 2 exons. Gene Ontology annotation, biological process: nucleobase-containing compound metabolic process.
AUGACUUUCGCAACCGCCACCCGGAAGCUGAAACGAGCCGCGAGGAUCAUCCUAGUGGGAGCUCCAGGUGUUGGAAAGGGCACACAAUCUGAGAGACUUAUGAAACGGUUCCCACAGUUAUGCUCGAUUGCGACCGGAGAUCUAUUGCGCGACAACGUCCAAAAACAGACUGCGCUGGGCCAGCAAGCCGACGCCUACAUGAAAGCCGGUGGCCUUGUACCGGACCCCUUAAUCCUGAACCUCAUUCUAAACGAACUCACCUCGAGAAAGUGGCUUGACACAUCCGACUCCAACGAGAAUAUAAUCGCAGCUCUCGAGAGGGGAAAUGGUUCUGCCUCUUCGGUCGUUCACGCAUCCAAUUCACCCGACACAUCGUUCAUCCUCGACGGCUUUCCCCGUACGGCGACCCAAGCCAAGGCCCUGUCCCAUUUGCUCCCCAUAAACUUGGUAUUCCAGCUCAUCACGCCCGUGGACAUCAUUCUGUCUCGCAUGGCCAACCGCUGGAUACACGCGGCGUCCGGGAGAGUGUACAACGUGGGAUUCAAUGAUCCAAGGGUUCCUGGCAAGGACGACGUUACAGGAGAGCCAUUGAUGCAAAGAGAUGACGACAGUGAGGAUACGUGGAGGAGGCGACUCGCGAAAUUUGAGGAAACGAGCCAGAGCCUGUUGGAUUUUUACCGGGAGAGGGACCAAAGCCUGGUAGUCAAAGUGCAGGGAAAUAGCAGCGACGAAAUCACGCCUCAGAUCUUUGCAGAAGUUGAAGAGCGAUUUGGAUGA